UCACUCUGAGCAGAGAUCACGUCGACUUUUUACGAUAUAUUUGCUUUUGAAACAACGGUUAGCAGCUUGAUUGCUGCCAACAUCUAGCAGCAACCAUGGCUACCGCAACAAUUGAACUGCCGUUCAUAUCGGCUCAUUAUUCCAUCGCCGAAUCGACUCUUUCGACGCUCACCCAAGCUCCAACUGUCGAAUUAGUCAACCAACUUCUGGAGGCCAUCUCCAAGAAGGCCCGCGAACACGAUGAACUCAAAGCAGACAAGACCCGCUUGGAAGUGGAGCUUGACAAUGCUGUCCGCAGCAGCGAAAGCAAGGUCAAGGUGCUGAAGAGCUCUAUCGAGAAGGGCCAUGCUGAGGUUGAAGAAACAAGGAAGAAGCUUCAUGAGUCAGGUUAGAUAGAAUGCCAUGGUAAUUGACUGAUUUUCCUUGCUAACACACUACAGAAAAUGCUCGAUCGUCCCUAGAAUCCGAGAUCGCCUCGC
Messenger RNA from Aspergillus uvarum CBS 121591, 479 nucleotides. RefSeq names its product putative filament-forming protein (Tpr/p270). Lineage: Eukaryota; Fungi; Ascomycota; Eurotiomycetes; Eurotiales; Aspergillaceae. Bases 96 to 392 code for a protein of 98 amino acids. The transcript has a single exon. The record is from RefSeq and is a predicted model, not a curated record.